UUUAACAACAGUCAUUUCCCUUAACAGUUCAAAGCAGCUAUAACUGGCAUGUUGCAGGAAGUAGACAGAACUGUCAUGUUGCAAAUGCAAUAACACCGUCAUGUCAGGGAACGACAACCAAAAAACGGUAGAUGUGGAUGCUGCUUUUCUCAAGUCCAGGAGGGGAAUAGUCAAAGUGGCAGAGACGGUAACCCUGCUUGCUGCAUUUGUGUGUUUCGCUGUUGCCUCCACGCCAAAGUACCUUACGGCCACAUUGUUGGAGUUUCUAAUCACUCUACUUCUGCUGCUUUUGUACCUACUGAAACUCAACAAGAGGAUCACAUUCCUCUUUUGGCCUAUUGUUGAUGUUUUCAACUCAGUGUUUGCAGCGAUCUACCUCCUUGUCUUGAGCCUGAUGGUGUUGACUUCAAGCUCUGUCACGGGAGCGCUGGUUGGAGGGGUGGUGAGCAUAAUUUCAGCUGGACUUCUAUUUGUGGACGGCUACACACUUUUCAAAAACAUCACAUUCAACAAAUCGAGAAAUGAAACGCAGAAUCAAAGCAAUUAAUAAAAACUACAUAGUUAUUGGAAAAGCAUUAAAGGAAGCUACAAGGCUCAUCGGCUAAAGAGUUUAUUUAGAGACCGUUAUAUAUUUUUCAAUGUUUCUGGCCCAAUAUUCUACAUUAUGUAACACCAAUAUGAGUAAUUUUUUGUAACAUUUAAAAAAUAUUUUGUUCAGAAUAAGUCUUAAAUAAAUACGCACAGCACACAAUUAUAUUAUAUAAUCAUCUAGGGGAAACCUGUCAGAAAAUUCAUCAUUUAUUUUCUGUCCUAUUGAAACGUGUUUUACUUUGUGUAGCAUGAAAUAUGCUAAAAAAUAUUACUAUUUCAAACAAGUUAUUAAAAUGUCAAUGUACUUUCUAUAAUUACAUAUUGUAUGAAAUAUGAACAUGAACCAUUUAAUCUGAUGGGAACAUGAAUGAGAUAGUGGCGUUAGGGGAGGAAAAUGACACGGAUAAAAUAAAUCCUAAAAGUCCUAAGUGAAAUGUGGCUAAAUAAGGAAAUCCCAAAGAAGCAUUUCAAUACUAAAACCUAUUUUGAAUGUGAAUUUUUUUUUCUAAAGAAUAUAAAACAUUUCUUUAGAAAGAUAGAUGAUAAUUUUCACAUGAUUUUCUCUACCAGGCGCAUAUUGGCUACAAUCUAAACUGAAGUUGCCCUAUCAGUUACUUGUAUUUAUAUCUUGAAAGUUGUUUUUGUGGCAUAAUGUUGCUCAGCUGUGCGAAUAAAGAUUUACAUCGUGACUUAAUAGGC
Messenger RNA from Gambusia affinis (western mosquitofish), 1290 nucleotides. RefSeq names its product chemokine-like factor. Lineage: Eukaryota; Metazoa; Chordata; Actinopteri; Cyprinodontiformes; Poeciliidae. The record is from RefSeq and is a predicted model, not a curated record. Gene Ontology annotation, cellular component: membrane. The coding region runs from base 101 to 547 and encodes 148 amino acids. The transcript is spliced from 4 exons.